GAGAACUCACAAAGCAGUAAAGGGCUCUCCAUAAUGGAAUCUUCCGCUGGAAUAAUGCGACGGAUAAGAAGAGCACGUUUCCGGUGGACAGUUCUCCACCGGUUAGAGUAGACAUGACCGCGCCGACCGGGAAGACAAGUCCCGCCAGUAAAUUGACUAUCGCAGGAUUCUUUUCUAAUAAUCCGUUGCAGCCUCCUUUAACCAAAAGCGUGAUCAUGCCACCGACCGAGGUCAACGCUCCGCCGAUGAAGUUCCGCGAAAUCAUGAGAUCGAUGCGUUGAUAAGCCUUUGCGAUGCCGGUGUUGAGCAGCAUAUUUGCGGCCUCUUCAGGGCCAUAGUGAUUUGGUUGCAGAGACAUGUUGGAUGUGAAAUAAAUGCAGAUUCCGUUGAGGAAUAGAGGCUAGAUUAUUCUAUCUGCUGUAGUCGUGCACCCGAUUCCGUGAACUGGUUAGUUGAAGUACCGGAAACGACAGGCGAUGAUGUUGAAUAGGAUAGGCCGCGACAGAUUCAUUGAAGCCAAAUCUGCAGGAUCGACGACAGAAGAGAUCGCGGAGAGAGGUCUUGCGGGAUGGAGAAGGAGUAAUGUUGAAUUACGGUCAGCUAAUCGCGAUUCCUAUCUGUCUGGAACCAAGCCGCAGGGAUUCAAUUAUCCGGAGGAGAUAGCGGAUACUAGUAAGAGCAGAGGCAGCUCGCGAUCAGGGAUGUGCAGACGACCAGGAAUAAAAGAAGAAAGGAGCAGCUUCGACAGCAGCGAUGGCGAGAAGCAGGAUAUCAGGACUCUGGUGCUUCUGUCCAGAAAGAGCCCUUACGUGCGCUCGUUCGUGGCCAGGCACGAAAAGUUACUCGCGCCGGCCGCCGACCGAUCCAGCAUUGAUAACCCGGACGGCCACACGGAAAGCUUAAAACGCCGAAGAGCUGGCGGGCGUGGUGCGGGUUUGGGGUACGAGGGCCGUGGAGGUGUAAGCGGUGUUGUGGUGCAGAUAUCACUACAAAGUAGCAGUAGUGUCAGCAGCAACACCGUCCCCAACAUAGCUAUUCAUAGACCCACCCUAAACAACCACCACAUUGAAACGUUAAUCGCUCGCCACCACAGAAUAAAUAUUUGCCCAAUCUGGUAACCAAUUUCUACCCCUCGACCACAAGAGACCGCAGGGGUCAGACGCAGCAGCAUUAUUCUGUCGAAAAAUAUUCGAGCAGAUUUAAAUAGACCAAGAUCCGCCAAGAUGAUCUUGUAGAC
Myxozyma melibiosi is the source of this 1237-nucleotide messenger RNA. RefSeq lists its product as uncharacterized. The coding region runs from base 477 to 1118 and encodes 213 amino acids. NCBI's taxonomy places the organism in Eukaryota, Fungi, Ascomycota, Lipomycetes, Lipomycetales, Lipomycetaceae. The record is from RefSeq and is a predicted model, not a curated record. The transcript has a single exon.